AAAUUAUUAGCCCUGCUGUUUGCCUUUCUGGCUUCGAAUGGAGUGCUUGCUGAUGUUUCUCAUCUGAGUAGUGACCUGCAAGAGGAUGGUUAUCAUUACAAACAGCCAUCGGUGCCAUUUCCACCACCACCUUCGGGCAAUGAAAUAGACGAUACAGGCUACCAGCCACAGCCGCAGCCGCAACCGCAGCCACAGCCGCAGCCUCAGCCAUCGUACCCAGCUCCUCGCCCACAGCCACAACCAUCCUAUGGAGCUCCCAGGCCACAACCACAACCUCAACCCCAACCCCAGCCACAACCAUCCUACCCAGCCCCAAG
Molecule: messenger RNA, 317 nt
Organism: Rhagoletis pomonella (apple maggot)
Lineage: Eukaryota; Metazoa; Arthropoda; Insecta; Diptera; Tephritidae
Product: circumsporozoite protein-like
Exons: 1
Source: RefSeq, a predicted model, not a curated record